AUGCAAAGUGAUGUCAUGGUAUCCUUUGAUGUCACGUCUUUGCUUACUUCUAUUCCGCAGGAUCUGGACCUCGGGACCAUCGAAUUACUCCUACAGGACUUUUACGAUGAGACAAAGAAACGCCUCAAACACACCCGAAUCCUCCAACUCUUGAAGUUCUGUGUCAAGAUGCACUCCAUGUUCGACAGACCAGUCAACGAGGAGGCGAAAAUCUCGCCAGUGGAUCCGGCGAUUCCGGGACUCUUGUCUGUGGCAGUCCUAAAGCAGUCUGAGUUGAUGGUCUUCUGA
Messenger RNA from Spirometra erinaceieuropaei, 288 nucleotides. NCBI's taxonomy places the organism in Eukaryota, Metazoa, Platyhelminthes, Cestoda, Diphyllobothriidea, Diphyllobothriidae. The record is from the annotation of a GenBank genome assembly.